AUGUCGACACGCUCGUACUCCAUCGUCGAACCCCACCCCAAUCCAUCACCCUCAGCACAAUACAUCUCAACCGGCCGCGGAGGCGCCGGCAACGCCAUCCGCACCCGGGGCGCCGACGCAACAGGCCCAGCCGCCGCAGCCGCCAUUCGCGCUUCCCUAGCCACCACCAAGACCUCGCCGUCCUCCAUGUCCACCCACUCAUCGUCCCAGCGACAAUGGUCAACCGUCGGGCGCGGUGGCGCGGGCAACGUCUUCCCGGCCUCGGAGCGCGCCAUCUUCUCCUUUGACGAAGAGCUCGAGCGCCAACUACGGCGCGAGAGGGACGUCGCGCCCGUGUAUCACGUCGGGCGAGGCGGGGCCGGCAACACCAUGUACGGCGCUUCCGGGUCGGAGAGGAACUUGAAGGUCGAGAGGCGAAUGAGCGACGACAGUGGCGCCAGCUUGGGGAGCACGAGCAGCCGGGGUAGCGAGGCCGGUGCGGACAUUAUCAACCGGAGCGUCAAGAAGGGGUGGAAGAAGAUCACGGGCGCGUACUGA
Cladophialophora yegresii CBS 114405 is the source of this 537-nucleotide messenger RNA. RefSeq lists its product as uncharacterized. Lineage: Eukaryota; Fungi; Ascomycota; Eurotiomycetes; Chaetothyriales; Herpotrichiellaceae. The transcript has a single exon. Bases 1 to 537 code for a protein of 178 amino acids. The record is from RefSeq and is a predicted model, not a curated record.